Coccinella septempunctata (seven-spotted ladybird) is the source of this 4658-nucleotide messenger RNA. It is a transcript of the gene Fhos, whose product is annotated as FH1/FH2 domain-containing protein 3. Gene Ontology annotation, cellular component: cytoplasm; cytoskeleton. The record is from RefSeq and is a predicted model, not a curated record. The coding region runs from base 320 to 4030 and encodes 1236 amino acids. The transcript has 18 exons. Lineage: Eukaryota; Metazoa; Arthropoda; Insecta; Coleoptera; Coccinellidae. Gene Ontology annotation, molecular function: actin filament binding. Gene Ontology annotation, biological process: cortical actin cytoskeleton organization; actin filament network formation.
UCGCGUUUGCCUUGAAAACAGGGCUGAGCGAGACUGCAUAGUCGUUUCGAUAUUACCGGUCACCUGUCUCACCUGCAUCUCGUCAGUGCGAUUUUUUUUCAGGUGCCAAACCCUAUUUUCGCCAAUUGGUCGCUACACAGGGAAAACACGCUAGCGCGGCGCCUCAACAUUUACCACUCGAAAUUCCUCGGGUAUGUCAAGGCUAGACGAGGAUCUGCCUGUCCGUUUCGUUAACAGAUCUCUAUCUCAGUGAAAACUGACCAUGCAGUGACAUCGACGUGUGAAAAACGCCGUUUUCGUGAACGACGGUCUGUGCGCGAUGUCUCUAACGUGCCGAGUGCAGUAUCUGAACGACGUGGAUCCGUUUUCGUACAGUUCGAAUUUUCCGGAUCCCGCCAGGCCGCCCCUGCACACUUUCAGCGUCAAUCUGCCGCUGAUCAACCAGCUUGCUGCGAUACACAGGCUGCUCAAAUCGCCGCAUAGGCUGGACGAUGCCGCCCUGCAGCUGUACAAAGACGGCGACUAUGGCUCUUACCUUGACCUCGACGCUUCCAUCAGCGAGCAGCAGGAGGAGUUCGAGGGCUUUCAAUCAAACAAAAAGAAUUCCAUUGUACUACGGACCCAACUUUCAGUCAGGGUACACACAAUUAUAGAAAAGCUCCUCACGUCCGAGGGACGAGAACUACGAAGGGCGCUGUUCUCCCUCAAACAAAUCUUCCAAGAGGACAAGGAUCUGGUGCACGAGUUUGUCCAGAACGACGGUCUGUCAUGUCUGAUCAAAGUAGGCUCGGAGGCGGAUCAGAACUAUCAGAACUACAUCCUGAGGGCGCUCGGUCAGGUGAUGCUGUACGUAGAUGGCAUGAACGGCGUUAUGGAACACAACUCUACCAUCCAGUGGUUGUACAGCCUCAUAUCCUCCAAGUUUAGGCUGGUUGUUAAGACGGCGCUGAAACUGCUUUUGGUUUUCGUUGAAUACACCGACUCCAAUUGUAUGCUUUUGGUCAAAGCUGUCAAGGCUGUAGAUUGUUCCCAGGGCCUUCUGCCGUGGCAUAACGUGAUGAAACUGUUGAGGGAUUUCGAUUCCGCCGAUACGGAGUUGCUCAUCUAUGCCACCACGUUGAUCAACAAGGUUUUGAAUGGGGUUCCCGAUCAGGAUACCUACUACGAUCAAACAGACGCCCUGGAGGAACAGGGCAUCGAGCACAUCAUCCAAAGAUACAUGUCGAAGCCGGGCACCGACCUGGACCUGCUCCAGCAGUUCCAGAUCUACGAGGCGGUGCUCCAGUACGAAGACGGCGAGGAGACCAGCGGCAACCCCUUCAGACUCCUCGACGAGAACAUAAGGAAGACCUUGCGCUGCCGCAAAUCGAUGGUCGAUUCGACGGAGAGACGGAAGAGUAGGAGGCAUUCGACAGGUACAUCGAACGUGUACGCAUUGAACAAAAAGAAUAGCAUUAACAACAAUAACAACAAUGUCGGCCUUUGCUUGCAACCGCAGACUAAUCGCGAAGAGGACGAUGACACGUCCAGUUCCCACUCUUCGGAACUGGGAAAUCCCGAUCCCAAUCUGAACGGGAGGUACAAGGAUGGAAACCAAGCUCGUGAAGCAGGAGUCACGCCCGCUCUGAGACAGCGUAGGGAGAGAGCAGAAAGACAGAGACAUUUCCUGAAGCAACAACAGGAAACCAUCUCAAUGUACAGGAAAGUCCAAAGCGGGGAUGAAACCAAUAGCGACAAAGUUAACGGAAACUACACCAACGCUCUCCAGCAACGCAUCAACAACAACGGCAACAUCCUGAACAGGAACUCGUCCAGGAAGGAUCUGACGCCGCUCCUGAACGCCGUCAACAAGAUGGAAUCGGAAGAGGGCCUCGCGAAUCAGCCGUGGAUACUUUCCAUGAUGUACAACAAGAAUUCCGAAACUCAGGAGGGCAGGGAGAAGAUGGAGGCGGACGUCGAGAACUCGAACGAGAACGAGAGGAAUCUGCUGAUGCAGCUGAAGAGGGAGAACACGGUGAAGGACCUCACCCAGAAAUUGGCCAGUCAGAACAUCCUGCACAGUCCUACUGAGGAGAGCAAGAUCAACAGGAUCGGCGAUAUGUCGGGCCUGAUCUCCAAGGCUAAAGAAGGUCUGGCCAAAUCCAAGUCCAAAGUAGACGUCGUCAAGAGUCCGACGGCCGAAAAUGUUCCUAAGUUUGAGGUGAAGAAGUCAGAGAAUGAACUGAGAUGGGAAGAGUUGGUGGCCAACAUGAAGAGAAGUCUGAACCUAUGCGACAUGGACUUCACGGAUCUGGGUAGCGAGGAUGAAGUUGACAUCCUUGCCCCAACCCAAGUCAGCAAUGGUAUACCCCCUCCACCGCCUCCCUUGUUGAAGGAACAUCCAGUAGCGCCGCCCCCACCUCCCUUGUCCAAUAGAUUAGGGGCUCCACCUAUGGCCCCAAACCCACCGCCUGUAUUCAGUACAAACCUGCAAAAACCAAAAAACGAAACAAAGAUACCAAUAAAGAAAAACAAGAAAACAGUGAAGCUGUUUUGGAAGGAAGUCAGAGACGACGUCUCGUCCUCUACCAAAUUGAAAUCUGGUCACAUUUGGGACGAGCUGAGUCCGGUCAGUGUAGACACCCAGAAAUUGGAGCAUCUGUUUGAGUCCAGAGCCAAGGAUCUUCUGACCAAGAAACAACAAGAGAUGAACAAGAACAAGGAAAUCAUAGUCUUGGACCCCAAGAGAUCGAACGCCAUCAACAUCGGCAUGACCAAAUUACCUCCACCUAGAUCGAUCAAGGCCGCCAUCUUGAAAAUGGACGCUACCAUCAUGAACAGAGAGGGCAUAGAGAAGCUGCUCACGAUGCUACCGACGAAGGAUGAGCGCACUAAAAUCCAGGAGGCGCAAGCCGCCAACCCUGAUCUUCCACUGGGAAGCGCGGAACAGUUCCUACUCACCCUGGCCUCGAUAUCCGAGCUGCAGGCCCGUCUGAAAUUGUGGGCCUUCAAGCUGGAUUUCGAGAACACCGAGAGGGAGAUAGCCGAGCCUCUCAUGGACCUCAAGCAGGGUAUAGAACUCCUCAGGAUCAACAAAACGUUCCGGGGCAUCCUGAGCACGUUGCUCUCCAUAGGCAAUUUUCUUAACGGGGCCGAGGUGAAGGGAUUUCAAAUAGAAUAUCUGUCGAAGGUACCCGAGGUCAAGGACACCGUUCAUAAACAUUCCUUGCUGCACCACCUUUGCCAUAUAGUCAUGGAGAAGUUCCCGGAAGCUACGGAUCUAUACUCGGAGAUCGGAGCCAUUACUCGAGCGUCCAAGGUUGAUUUCGACGAGUUGACCUUGAGCAUACAGAGGCUGGAGGAUGAUUGCAAGGCGUCCUGGGAUCAUCUGAAACUGAUCGCGAAGCACGAUGGCACAACGAUGAUCAAGGGGAAAAUGUCGGAUUUCUUGUCGGACUGCGCCGAAAGGAUAAUAUUGUUGAACAUCAUCCAUAGGAGGGUAAUGAAUAGGUUCCAUAAAUUUCUGUUAUGGCUGGGCAUCCCUCUGCAUCAAAUCAGUGAUACGAAGCCAAAUGAAUUCUGCAAGAUAAUAUCGGAAUUCGCUCUAGAAUAUAGGACCACGAGGGAAAGGGUGUUGCAACAGUUGGAGAAGAAAGCCAAUCAUAGAGAGAGAAACAAGACGCGAGGAAAGAUGAUAACCGAUGUCGGAAAAUUCAAGACUAAGGAAGAUCGCGCUGACGCAGAACUCCGACAACUGCUUGGCAGCGAUCUGUCGGACGUGGAGAGCUUCCAAGGCACCCUACCCUUGAGAAGAACCCGUAGAGAUGGCAACAGAUCCUUCCUGGGAAGCACCAACGGAAAUUUGACUGAUGGCGACGACGAAAUCCUGGAGAGCCUGGUGAAGACGGCCACCAAAGGACCUUCCAGGAUUGCGCCGAGAGAAAGGAAGAGGACGAGGCACGCUGAUAGAAAAUCAUUGAGGAGGACCCUAAAGAAUGGAUUAUCUGAAGAAGAGAAAACACACCUUUCGGCAUAUAUCAAGGGUUACUAAAAUGAUUGUGAUUGAAGACGGAAUGCCACCAUUUAGUGAAUCUUCAGAACGACUAUCUUAAUGUGAUAAAGUAUGGCUGCUCACCCCUGUACUUGUACUAAUUUAGUUAUUUAUAUGUUGUGGAUCGAAACCAAUAAGUUAUUUAUUUUGGGUUAGAAUGAACGAAUGAGGUUUAGUUUCGGUUAUAUUUUUAGGUCAGCAUUAUCCAUCCUAACCAAGACAUGGUGGAGUUGAUGUGAUUAAAGAAAAAAAGUUUUAUUCUAUAUUACAAAUUUUUACGAAAAUGCCUACCCAUUUGUGUAAUUGCUGUGUCUUUUUACACAAAAUCAACUAGUCUUCGUUUUUUAGUUCGAAAACUUCUAGCUAAUCUUCAACUUUUCCUAUUUAAGCGAAAAACGACUGUCUUUAGCAAUUCAUUCGGAAGGAAUAUUUUCAUUUCUUACUUGCUGUGUUUUUCAUCCUAACUAGAGAUUCUAUUUGUAGGAGAUAAUCAUUCGAGAUACUGAUAACCAUGUCUAAAUGAGUGGAUGAUCAAUAUUAUCACGUUAAUUGUAUGCGAGAUGAUACUUUUAAAAAAAAUCUUGUUUUUGUUAUAUCUUACAUGUAAUGAAUAAAUUUUGUUAUAUUA